AUGCAAGCGGUGCAAGAACUCGCGGCCUAUGCAAAGAACCAUGGGUUGUUUCGAGCUGCAUCUGCUUGUGAUGUCACAUGUAGCCUACUUUCUUUGAUGUUCCCGUGUGGGAGCUGCUGUGCUGGUUCCGUUGCCGGAUCUUCAUCACGGUUCCAAUUUUUGAGGAAGGUCUCUACAGUGGAACUUUUCAUCAGCCAUUCUUCGAAGUGUCCAUCUUGGCAGAAACUUCUGGCGCUGUGUCACUACCUGAACUUGGACUUGGCCAUUUUCUCAUCAUUCUUUGCUUGCAUUUUGGGUGCGAUCUUCUGGGUUCUACGCGCUGGCAGCUUAAGUGCUGUGGCACAAGAACCUCAAAGCCUUCUGUCUGGCAGUCUGUACUGGUGGCCCAUGCUUGCUUUUGUGAUGACUUUUUUCUGUGGACAUUUGCUGUCCAACAAGUUAUUCUGGUUUGACCGGCUCUGCAUUGACCAAGAAAACUUGCUACGGAGAUGUCAGACAUUGAAAGCCGUUCCUGCUUUUGUGGCCCACUCAGAAAGGAUGAUCAUUUUGUUGGAUGAGACGUAUUUUUCAAGGCUUUGGUGCGUAUAUGAAUUGGCCGUGCACAGCAAAACAGGCUCGGCCACUGCCGAGCUGAUUCCAAUGUGGAUGCCUCUGUGGACAAUUUUUUUCAUCAGUUUAUCUUUGAUGGCAUGUCUUGGCGAUAGUGGUCCCGCAAUUCCCCUACCACAUCUGAACACAGAAUCGAUCACCUCCCUCCUUGAGUCCGUCUUCAAAACCAAUUUAUUUCCGCCUGCGAUGUAUCUUCUCUAUGCAGUCCCUGCUUCUGGGUUUUGUUUCCAGAAGAUCAAGCGACACAAGAGGAUGCUUGAUCAGAUGGCAGAGUUUCAACUUGGAAAUGCCAAGUGCACUUUGGAGACAGAUCGCAGAGUCAUCGAGGAGCAGGUGUUGAGUCUGUUUGAUGAGGCGCUCGAGCCUCCUGUGAGCAUUGCAUUUGGUACUGAAGAGGCCGAAGCCGAAGACGACAUGGGCGGUUCAGAAACUCUCCUAGCCCCUGAGGCCCCAGAGACCAUCCGUGAGAUCCGACAUAUCACCAGCUACCCUACGAACGAUCAAAUCAUUGAUCAGUUCAAUGCGUACGUCCGAGGCCCCCUCCGUGACAGUGUGAUUCGGUCCAUGGGAAAGGAAGAUUACCUCUCCUUCAGACUGUGCACGGUUGCAGGGUUACCUUGGAUCUUGUGGAAUGUGCCCUAUCUUCUGGGAUGCGGUGCUGAUUGUAGACAAUCAGCAUCCUCUGAUGGCUUCUCUACUGUCUCGCAGUACUUUGUGUUUGAUGUAAUCUAUUACUUCUAUAUAUCACCUUUGAAUAUGUUUUUGGAAUUUCCGACAAUGCUAAUUGCUUGCAGAUGGGUAACUGACCUCGUGGAGCAUUCGGGUCUACGCCUGUUCUUGGGCACAGGCCUUUGCAUUGUCGUAAUGUAUUUUGGAGACUGCUUUCUUCUUCUUCAGUGCGGGGUCUUGGCAGUCGCAGUUACCGAUUUUUCACCACUUUGGCUAGCAGCAGCCGUUGUCAGUGUAAUUCUGGACCUGGGCCUGUUGUGGUUUCUGUUCUUUAGGAAGCAGCUCCAUCCCGGCCAGCGAACGCUGGUUCGAUAA
Messenger RNA from Cladocopium goreaui, 1653 nucleotides. Lineage: Eukaryota; Dinophyceae; Suessiales; Symbiodiniaceae. The record is from the annotation of a GenBank genome assembly.